Medicago truncatula (barrel medic) is the source of this 3140-nucleotide messenger RNA. Its product is annotated as pentatricopeptide repeat-containing protein At1g77360, mitochondrial. Bases 204 to 1646 code for a protein of 480 amino acids. Lineage: Eukaryota; Viridiplantae; Streptophyta; Magnoliopsida; Fabales; Fabaceae. The record is from RefSeq and is a predicted model, not a curated record. The transcript is spliced from 2 exons. Gene Ontology annotation, molecular function: protein binding.
UUCAAAAAAAAAAAAAGGAGAAAAAAACUCAUCUUGUCGAAUUUCGUGAAUCGGCUGUAGUGUAUUGCCGUGGUAGCAAUUUCUUCAGACCCGAUCAGUGGCGUUAGGAUUUGCAUAGUUGCAAUUUCCUCAAACUCCAAGUUUUGCAACUUUCAAUCCCAAUCUCACCAUUUCCAAUCCAUACAUCAAAACCUUCCACCAAAAUGAUUAACAUUUCCAACCAUAGAAAUUUUUCACUCCUCAAACGCGUUUCAUUCGCCAAAUUGUUAACCACAAACGAACCAAUUCAAGACAUUGAAGAAUUAACCGAAACAGUAUCCAAGGUUAUGAUGUCUUCUCCUGCAAUCACACUCGACACUGCUCUUAAUCAAUCGGGCGUUAGGGUUUCUCCUGAAUUAGUCGAAACCGUUCUCAAACGGUUCGAAAAUGCCGGUAUGUCCGCGUUUCGGUUCUUCGAAUGGGCUGAAAAGCAGAGAAAUUACUCACAUUCCAUCAGAGCUUAUCACUUGAUGAUUGAGUCUUUGGCAAAGAUUAGACAGUAUCAGAUUAUGUGGGAGCUUGUUAAUUCAAUGAGGAAAAAGGGUAUGGUAAAUGUUGAAACUUUUUGUAUUAUUAUGAGAAAAUAUGCUAGGGCUCAUAAAGUUGAUGAAGCUGUUUAUACUUUUAAUGUUAUGGAUAAAUAUGAUACGCCGCAGAAUCUUGCUGCUUUCAAUGGUUUGUUGAGUGCUUUGUGUAAGUCUAGGAAUGUUAGGAAGGCUCAAGAGAUUUUUGAUAGUAUGAAGGGUCGGUUUGAGCCGGAUUCGAAGACUUAUAGUAUAUUGCUUGAAGGGUGGGGGAAGGAACCGAAUCUUCCUAAAGCGAGAGAGGUUUUCGGUGAGAUGGUUUCUGCGGGGUGUAAUCCUGAUAUUGUUACUUACGGUAUAAUGGUUGAUAUUCUUUGUAAGGCUGGUAGGGUUGAUGAAGCUGUUGAGGUUGUUAAGGAGAUGGAUGAUAAUGAUUGCAGGCCGACGUCUUUUAUUUACAGUGUUCUUGUUCAUACUUAUGGAGUGGAGAGUCGGAUUGAGGAUGCUAUUGAUAUGUUCAUGGAGAUGGAAAAGAAUGGAAUUGCGGCAGAUGUUGUGGUGUAUAAUGCCUUGAUUGGUGCUUUUUGUAAGGCAAACAAAUUGAAAAAUGUGCAUCGGGUGUUAAAAGAGAUGGAAAGCAAUGGGAUUGCUCCGAAUUCAAGGACAUGUAACGUUAUCAUGAGUAGUUUGAUUAGCCAGGGAGAGACUGAUAAAGCUUUUAGUGUCUUUCGUCGGAUGAUCAAGCUGUGUGAACCUGAUGCUGACACCUAUACAAUGCUGAUAAAGAUGUUUUGCGAGAGAAAUGAAGUGGAUAUGGCUCUGAAAAUAUGGAAGUAUAUGAAGUCAAAACAGUUUGUCCCAAGCUUGCACACCUUUUCGGUCCUUAUCAAUGGGCUGUGUGCAAAGGGCAAUGCUAUGAAAGCUUGUAUUUUACUGGAAGAGAUGAUAGAGAAGGGAAUUCGACCAUCACGUAUUACUUUUGGGAAGUUAAGACAGUUACUUAUAAAGGAAGGGAGAGAUGAUGUACUCAAAUUUCUGCAUGAGAAAAUAAAUAUGCUUGUUAAGGAACCUUUGUAUGAUUAAAAGCAUGGAAGGAAACUAGCAAUUAGAAACAUCUAAAGAAUGAUACAAUGUAGCUUAGACUACUGAUUUUUGCAGUCAAUACAGUUGCAGUUUCAACCGUUUUAUCGGAAUCCUCUGGUGUGCCAUAUGCUGCUACUCACACAUCACUGGUACCUGCAUUGAUAAUCAACAUAUCAUAUUUCACAUUACUGCUGAUUCCAAAUGAGAUCACGAACCCAUACACAUUUAGAUUUUACAAUAUGCUACGUUGGUGUUUAGAAUGUAAAGCUUCGAUGAGUAUUCUAAAAGCUCAUAGUGGUUUAAUAGUAAUACUACGUGCUAUAUACUAACGGAAAAGCAAUAAAUUGGCAACCACUAGUGUAAGUAACCUUGCUCUGUUUCCCAUGCCCUUGAUCUUUUGAAUGAUUUAUUUCCCAUGACUUGGUGUAUUUUCUAUAUUUACAUCAUGAGUAAUUAAGUUAUUUUGGAAGUGAGUGGGUUAGAAAAAUUUCUCAUCUUUGGUGCAGUUGGAAAGGAAAAGCCUGAUUUAUCUUGGAGUGUAGAAAAAUCUACAAGCAUUAGCUGUGUCUCUCAACCAAGAACUGCAUCUUUGGAAGGAUAUUGGAUUUUUACAGCGGACGCUGUCAAAGACAUACAGAGGCUAUGCACACAGAGGGCUGGUGCAAAUUUAUGGGAGCUGGUCAGUUUUAUUGCACACCCCUAGGUGCAAUAGAGGCUGUCGGAGUUGCAGCAAGAUGUGUGUGUAACUUUUUCCAGGCAACAAAAGAAAAAAAGCCUCGUUGCAUAAUAAGAGGAUCAUGUUCCUGAUUUUCGGUCAAUUUUUUGUGAUGCACAGCCACAAGGAAGCCAGGAUAGCACUCCAUAAUAUGCAUGCUCAGAUUCCUUUGUUAUUUAUCAACUAGCAUCUGUUUGUUUUCCUAUGGGGCGGAUUUAGUGAGUUGUAACCAGAUAGAAGGCAAUUGUGCACUUGUAGAGGGUAACAUGGCCAUUGAUAGGUCUAUGGGCAUAAGAGAACAAGGGAAUAAGGAAGGAAACUAUUGUGCUUGAGGCUCGCAUACGUAAGCCGACAGUAGAGGAAGAAGAGGGACAAGUGGCCCCCGAAUCAUAGAAAAGAAAGAAGAGCACACACACCAGAUUGGACACAUGGUCCAAAGGGAUUAGAUGAGGAGAUUCAAGAAACAAGUAGGAAGGAAGGGAUGAUGAUUAAUUAGGGGAGAAGCAAUUACCAGGGUGUGGAGAAUUUCCAUGUGGUUGAAGGUUAAGGGCUGAAUCGGGAUGCUGUUCUCUAUCAGUUUGUAGUCAAUUUUCAUCUUUUCACGGUUCUUGCAAGUAGCCAAGCUCCAUCCAUAACAUUGUCAUAUUUUUCCUUCUUCUUUUACUUUUAUACUUUACAUAUUGUAAGAAGGAGAAGCAUACAUUAUAUAUGGUAAGAAAGGGAAUCAUCCUGUUUUAAUAAAUUCAAUUCAAUAAAAAUAAUGCUUCUUUCUCUUUUUA